Messenger RNA from Phaedon cochleariae (mustard beetle), 1323 nucleotides. The record is from the annotation of a GenBank genome assembly. Lineage: Eukaryota; Metazoa; Arthropoda; Insecta; Coleoptera; Chrysomelidae.
AUGCUUGAACCUGGAGCCGGGAUCAAAGUGGACGAGUCAGUGGAGCUGACUAAACUGUCCUUGCUGAGAGUGAAGCCAUGCCUCGACCCAAGGAAUGCCACGGAGACUACGAGAAGGAAGAUCCAGCUCAUCCAGAAGCGACAAUACGUGGGAGUCCAGGUCUACACUUGCCUCGUCGUGGUGCAGCAGUUCAUCCAGUACUGCGGAAUGCACUCCCAUACCAGCAGCGUCGCAGGAGGCCUAGGAAAGUACGUCCACUACGUCUCUGCCGAGACGUGUCUCAAGGCUCAUCAGUUCCGGCACUUGGAUCUUCGAGGAAUAGGCGGCGGCAUCAUCAGCAAGAUCAGCCUCAACGGGACCACGGAAGUAUCAACAACCCUCCAAGGACACCUCGACAUAAGCGGAAAUUGCGAAGGUAUCAAAUUCACCGUCGGAGAUAUCUCGUACGAAAACGUCGUCGUGUCGGCCGCGAUAACAAUCAAGAUGUCCGAUUAUUUCACUACCGCGGAUGUCGAACGUAAUGUCGUGAAUCUUCGUUCGGGAACCAUAUGUCCUUAUAAUGAUGGAUCCUGUUUUGAUGACUUCUCCGAAGAGGCGAUAUGGAACGCGAAAAUCGCUGAUCAGUGCACAAACAGUGGAGUCGAUGUGCUUUAUGAAGGAAAUGCAACAUUGCUCACACUUAGCAAGGAUCCACCAACAUUUUACGUAAUCGUGGAUACCGAAGAUACCGUUUUCGCUCUGAAAUUAAUCAAGUCAGAGGAUCUAUGUCAUCAACGAGCUUGGCAGACCGAACAAAAUCGGUUGUUAGUUAUUUUGGAAGAUUCGUUAGGAUUUUUCUACCGAAAAUCACUCAGACUACCUCAAAAUACAGAUAUGAUGAUGCAUGUACUCAGCAAAUUGCUUUAUUUGGAAAUUGCUGUCAAAAGACAAAUGGCUGAUGUUGUCUACGAUGCCAUCAUGAAAAGAAUCGAGGGUAAAUGGGUAGAAUUGACACCUGCAUUGAGAAAAGCCGAUCCAGCUAUCGAACUGGAUGCUAACACCGAGGACGAAAUCGUGAAGUUGGCCAGGAUAUCACCUAUCACGUCGGAUGGUAUCUAUACCCGGGAAGAUAUGGAAAAGUUUCAACGCACGCUCAUGUUCCCGAACGAAAGAAAAGCCGUCACGAACGAAGUCGCGCGUCGCGUAACAGGAAGAGGUAUAGGUACGGACAAUUAUGAUAUGCCUAAACUCUUCAGUGAAUCGGAAUUUAAGAACUUUGCAAAAUCUGCCGCGGAAGAAGUGUGUGGUUUCCUAUCGAGAAUGGGAAUUGGUAAUCCAUCAUAA